This is a messenger RNA of Tarenaya hassleriana, 951 nucleotides long. RefSeq names its product mitogen-activated protein kinase kinase kinase 1-like. The record is from RefSeq and is a predicted model, not a curated record. Gene Ontology annotation, molecular function: ATP binding; protein kinase activity. Gene Ontology annotation, biological process: protein phosphorylation. The transcript has a single exon. NCBI's taxonomy places the organism in Eukaryota, Viridiplantae, Streptophyta, Magnoliopsida, Brassicales, Cleomaceae. Bases 40 to 951 code for a protein of 303 amino acids.
CCCUCAGAUCAAAUCCUUCAGAUUUCUCUCUGCAUUUCAAUGGCGCCGCGGAAGAUGCAGAUCACAAAGUUUCUUGGCGAGGGUUCUUAUGGUUCUGUCAAGCUCGUCAAGUUCACCGUCGAAGGAGGUGGCUCCGUUUACAACGCCAUGAAGACAAGCAGCCCGGAGAAUUCCGAGAAUCUUCUCAAAGAGUUUGAGAUUCUUUCCAAGUUCCGAGGUUGUCCAAGGAUCGUCCAAUGCUACGGGGACAGGGUGGUACAGAAGGAGACUAAGAAAGGCGACAAAGAAUUCAGAAUGUUCAUGGAAUAUGCAUCAGGAGGCACUCUCGCCGAUCUCAUGGACAGACACGUCAAUCGAAGACUGCCCGAUCGGUUGAUCAAAGAGUUCACCCGCAUGAUUCUCGAGGGUUUGGUUGUCAUCCACGGACACCAUUACAUUCACUGCGACCUCAAACCCGGCAACAUCCUCGUGUUUCCCAAGGAGAUGAGUACAUGCAGCUCGGCCUAUGAGAUCAAGAUUUCAGACUUCGGGUUAUCGAGAGAGGUCAAGAAAGGAGAUUCGCAGACUCCGUUUAUCGGAACAACGCAAUACAUGUCACCAGAGUCAGCCUGUGAAGGCGAGAUCGGGACGGCACACGAUCUGUGGUCGUUGGGAUGCAUCGUGCUGGAGAUGUUCACUGGAGUGCUUCCCUGGUCGACAAGCGAAGAUUAUUACAUAUUGCCUUUCCUAGCGAUUGGUCAUGCGCCCAAGAUUCCAGAGACUCUGCCUUGCGACGCAAGAAAUUUUAUAGAAACUUGCUUUGCAAGCAAUCCGGAAGAAAGAAGCAGCGCUACCAUGUUGUUGGAGCAUCCAUUCUUGCACGAGGAGAAGCCUCAAGUGGACAACAUUGUUAGAUGCGCUCAUAGGAUGCCUCCGCCCGGGUUCGACGUUCUUCCGCCUGGAUUGACAUGA